AUGCUUCAACCACGCCUUGAAAAUGAACAAUUUAAUUCAUUACCAAAUUUAUUGGCAACUGAUCGUUCACGUACGGGAUUUAUUACAACUGAUCGUCCUGAUUCUUCACAACUUGUUGAUUUACAUGUUUAUAUUAUUCCAAAAAAAGUAUGGAAAGAUGUUCAACAUUUAGCAGAGAACGAAGCAAUGGAAGAGGCUAUAUCAGCUGGUUUCGUUCAUGUAUCACCUAAUAUGAAAAUACGUGAUUUACGUGAAUCAAUUGAACAAUUAUGUGGAACAGAAAGUUAUUUUCCACGAGAUUUUAUUUUUCUUCGAUCUGUUGGAAGAUGCUUGACAAGAGUUAAACCAAGACAAGAAAAUGAAUUAAAAGUGAAAAAUUAUCGUCCACCACAGACAUUUGCACCGGAGAUCUAUUUACUUGAAGGUCGUCAUGAAGAUUAUGCAUAUCUUCCAUGUGCUUCACCAGCACUCUCAUCAGCUAGUUAUAUAUUUGGUAAUCGUAAUCAAAAUCAUUCGAAUUAUGAUGAUGAUGGACAAUCAGCAACAAAAUUUGCUCAAAAUUAUAAUCGUAAACCAAUACGUGGUGGAAAAAAUUAUCCUCCAGCCAUAAAUGCAAAUGAUUCAUUAUACCAUGUUCCUUCAUCAGGAAGACAAAGUUGGACAAAAUUUACACAAAUUGGUUCAGAUCACGAAGAAUCAUCAACUAAGGACUUGUCGAAAUUGAAAGAAGAACAAGAACGUCUGCGUCGACGUCAAGCUGAACUCGAACGAAUGCGUCGAGCUGCUGAGGAAAAGAAAACUCGAUCUGGACAUGAUGAAGAAGAACGUCGUCGUCAGCAACAAAUUGAUGCUGAGCGAGAAGAAGAAGAACGUCGUCGUCGUCAAGAAAAAGCUGAAGCUGAACGUCGUCGUUUAGAACAAGGAAAAACCGAAGCCGAACGUCGUCGCUCAGAACAAGAGAAAGCUGAAGUUACACGCCGUCGUUUACAGCAAGAAGAAGCAGCUGCAACAAAAAUUCAAGCAUCUUAUCGUGGUUUUAAAGAUCGUCAAGCAUUAAAAGAACGUAAACGAAGUAGUCAAAUUCUAACACGAUCAUCAUCGAUCGGAUCGACAUCGGAUCCCGAAUCUUCCAAUACAACAUUAGUAGAAACAUCAAGAUUAAAACAAGAACAUGCAGAAAGUAUUGAUUCGAAUUCGUCAUCCGUAUUAUCAAUAAAAAAUCACAGAAAAAGAAAUCAAUCAAAUUUAUCAACACAUUCAAAAACUCAAGAAACAGUUGAUACAGCACCAUUUACUAUUGAUUCACCUAUACUUUCACCAAAGAAAGAAAAAAAAACCUAUGAUAAUGAGAAUCAUACUCGAUAUGAAAUUGAUAAUAAAUUACGAAGGUCAUCAUCUGAAUCUUUACGAAGAAGUACACCUGAAAUCGAUCCUGAACAUAAAAUAAUUGAUUAUGAGAUUGAAUUAGAACGACGUGAAACUGAACUUAAACGACGUCGACAAUUGGAAGAUGAUGAACAAAAACGAAAAGCAAAAGAUUUAGAAGAACAACGACGAAGAGAAUUAGCUAAACGACAACGAGAAGAUCCUGAAACACUUCGUGCACGUCUUCAAGAAUUACGUGCUCGUCGUGCUGAUUUAGAAAAGAUUCGUGAAGAAGUUAUUAAACAUUUGAAAAAUAUUCAUAAUCGAAUAACAUUACGACGAAAAGAAGCACGCGAUAUGUGGAAGAAAAAAUAUUUUUUUGAAAAGAAAAAAACUCCACCAUUAGAAGAACGUAUUAUAUUAUUAAAAAAUGAAUUAGAACAAAUACAUAAAAAAACAAUUCAAACAAUUGAUGGUGAAGCAAAACAUGCAAUGCAAAUAGGUUAUGUAAAAGAAGCUGAAAUUGGAAAUUAUCUUGUACGAGUAACACGUACUCAUCAUGAUAUUCAAGAUAUUCGUCAUCAAGUUGAACAAGCAAAAUUACGAUUAACAACUGAUGUUAAAUUACGAAAUCAAGCUGAAAAUGAAUGUCGUUCGUUAAGACAUGAAUUAAAUGAAGCUAAAAUGAACUUAAAUCAUAUAAAGACUCGUGUUGGAGCUUAA
Messenger RNA from Rotaria sp. Silwood2, 2088 nucleotides. The record is from the annotation of a GenBank genome assembly. NCBI's taxonomy places the organism in Eukaryota, Metazoa, Rotifera, Eurotatoria, Philodinida, Philodinidae.